CCUGCGCAAGGCGUACGUCAGUUUUGCCAACUCCCACCGUGCGGCAGUACGUAUUUCUCGGACGUUUUCUUUUCGGACGACGAAAACGUAGCCAGUGGCGUUUUCUUAUUUUGUUUUCAAACGUGACCUUCAUAGACUUUCCCUAUGAAUUGGUUCAAACUUACCUGUGAAUAAAAAACCAUUUCGGUGAAUUUUUUUCUAUCGUUUAAAAGUCAAUAACAUUAGUGAAAUAUUGAAUAAAGUACAGUUCAAACACCGGAUAAUAUUGGAUGUUACGCUUCCUUGGACAUCAUGAGGCGGAUGUGCCCGAGCUAGUACAUGAGUGAUAUGAGGUACAAAACCGCCAACAACAUGCGGGCUACAUCACAGGCUACCGACUAGCAAACAUUUGCGCUGCACGUUCUCUACACUGAGAUGCGACGGCAGGCUCGGAUUUCAGCCGGCGGCACGCUAGUGGUGCGUUCCGCCUCUGCAUUGCAAGUGUGGCUGUGGUUGCUGCUUUUUGUGUUCCAAAAUGAAUUUCGGAUAUCGAGGUCCAUUCAACCUGGAUAUUUGGACUUCGAUAAUCUCCCAGAAACAAAUUUCACGUGUGCUGGCAAGGUGAUUGGUGGCUACUACGCGGAUCUUGAGACGUCCUGUCAGAUGUUCCACGUGUGCACGGUUGGACAGCAGGACGAACCCAUGGAUAUCAAGUUCCUCUGCCUCAACGGCACUGUUUUUGACCAGGAGACAAGAGUAUGCGAAAGAGUAGACGAAGUAGAUUGUACAAAAUCUGAAAAGUUCUAUAGUUUAAAUUUAGAAUUGUAUGGAAGCACUACGCCACCAAUUAUACAACUUGAACCAACAAAACCUCCAGCAAAACCAACAGAGCAAACACGUAUGCAAAAUAAACCAAGUACUACAGAUAUUUCCGACCCGGUAGUAAAUUAUCUGCCUACAACGUCUAAUAGAGUUAUGAAUCAGCCGACAGAUCCCAUAGACUCUACUGAAGAUCCAAUACAAGAAAACAAAAAAGAUGAAUAUAAAAACACGUCAACAUAUCCAUCCUCAGCAUUGCCAUCAAGACAGCAAGAAAUACAACAUCUAGAAGAAUAUGAAGAAGAAGAUGACGCAAUAGAUGAUGAUGAAAACUCCGAUUACGAAGAAGAUUAUUCCCAUCCCCUGACGACGACUACUGUUCAAACCAUCACGACUACAUCCACAACAACAAAAACACCAUAUACGAGUACUACGUUGCCACCACAAACUACACGACCAACUCCUGCGACUCAUUUGAUAUCCUCACCUUCCCCAUCAAUUUCAUCUUUGUCACCACCAGUACAUUCUUCUUUAACUCCUUCGGCACCGCCUUCAACGACAUUAGAUCCCUCACUUUUAUCACCACAAGAAUUUAUUUACCGCCACCGAGGUCCAGGAUCUGAAGCCAUCUCUUUUCAACGCCAGAGUUUUCGUCCAGCUGAUGGUGUUUAUAUUACCCAUGCUCCACCUCACCAAUAUGACCACUUUCAAUAUGAGUCAUCUAGGACUGCACCACGACCUGUCGUGAAUCGUCCAGUGCCUUUUGUUCAACGCCCUCAACCGACGCCAUUCCGGCCAACUACAAUUGAUCCACGUGAUCAAAUUCUACGACCAGGUCCUAAUGCUCAGCCUUCUGAAAAAAUUGAGACUCCAGUAAAAAAUCGACCUCAAUCUCACCAUUCGCACUUGCCUGUACAACAACCAUUACCAUUUAACCCAUUCUAUUAUGAUCGUAAACGUAGCGACGAUGUGAUCCCAGAGGACGAGUCAUCCUUAUCAGCUAGAUCGGUAGCACCGCCUACUGUGAAAGCAAGAAAACCGUCUAAACCUAAAAGUCCACCACGUGUUAUAGUCACGGCUAGUGCAUCAGUUAGCGAUAGCAAUGGGAAAAAGCUAAAUUACACGGUUGGAAAUGUAGUCAGUGCUGUGAAACCAAUUGUAGCGAUUAAUUAUGACGACUACAAAGAAUCAGAUCUUAUAUUUGAUCCGUUUUUUCUCGAUGUGCCAAAACUACAAUCGCGACGUAAGACUAGAUCAAGCAAAUAUAGAAAAGUUGUUGCUGUUCCUGUAAAUUUACCAAUCUCAGUUAAAAUAUUGUCUGAAAAGGUUCCGUCCUCUACAUUUUCUCCUAUAACUUCACGAGCAACUACUACAAAAAUAUCAUCAACUACAUCGACGACUACAACUACCGCAGCAUGGAAUCCACAGGAUUAUGUUGAUGAUAACUACGAGCCUCAUGCCUAUAUACCACCUGUUCCUCCACUUGCAGUUUUAGUGACACAAGAUCAGAUAAAAUAUAAGAAUCAAGAAAGAAAGUCAAUGAAUAAUGUAUUGGGGAAAAAAAUACACGAAGAUAAGUUAUCAAACUUUCCUAAGGAACAUACUAAAAUUACGUCUUCUGUAGCAAAUACAAUCUCUAGUCAAAGUGUGGGUACUGAGGCUACGGUGGCGGUCACCUCACCGACUCCUAUCGAGGCGCCCGCCUGCAUUACUUCGCGCUCCACUGACUGUCGGAUUCGUGCCUAAUAAUUAGCUCACUUAAUACAUAGAUAAGUAGUAACAUAUUUAAAUAGGUAGUUAAAUUAAAUAAUUUUAUGGAACCGAUUACGUCUGAAUAGUUACUUAUUUCUUUUUAUUUGAUAUAAAUGUUAGAUCAGAACACCGUAAUUUUCUUUCCUUGGUUACCACCUCAUCCACAGGACAGCGUGGAAACGCAAGGUGUGAUCCUACCUCUCGAUGAAAAUGAUAGGAAUGCACACUUUAAAUUAUUCCGUGCAUGAUGUAUAUUGUAUUUAUAAUAAAAUGAAACGAAUGUUGUACAUAUUAUA
Messenger RNA from Pararge aegeria (speckled wood butterfly), 2846 nucleotides. RefSeq names its product mucin-2-like. Gene Ontology annotation, molecular function: chitin binding. The record is from RefSeq and is a predicted model, not a curated record. The coding region runs from base 415 to 2544 and encodes 709 amino acids. The transcript has 7 exons. Gene Ontology annotation, cellular component: extracellular region. Lineage: Eukaryota; Metazoa; Arthropoda; Insecta; Lepidoptera; Nymphalidae.